Molecule: messenger RNA, 1005 nt
Organism: Vespula pensylvanica (western yellowjacket)
Lineage: Eukaryota; Metazoa; Arthropoda; Insecta; Hymenoptera; Vespidae
Gene: Ing5
Product: inhibitor of growth protein 5
Exons: 4
Coding region: 200-970 (256 amino acids)
Biological process (GO): regulation of DNA-templated transcription
Cellular component (GO): nucleus
Source: RefSeq, a predicted model, not a curated record
UUACUGCCCGAUGAUUGGCUCCCACGACAAUAAUAAUGUCCAUCGCUUUCUAUCAUUAACGACCAUCGAUCGUUUACUUAUGUGAAAAUUUCAUUUGUUUUUUUUGACAAUAAUGCAAGAAAAUAUUUCGUGCCAGUUUUUAUAUUGACGUUUCAUUAAGAAGAAAUCAUUGUAUUGUAAAUUACCUGAAAAAAAAAACAUGACUACGGCGCUUUAUCUAGAGCAUUAUUUGGACAGUUUAGAACAUUUACCAAUUGAAUUACAAAGAAAUUUUACAUUAAUGCGAGAUUUGGAUGCGAGAGCUCAAGGACUUAUGAAGGAGAUAGAUAAACUGGCAGAUGAUUAUUUAAAGAAUAUAAAGAAGGAAUCAACUGAAAAAAAGAAAGAACAGCUAUCUCAUAUUCAGAGUUUAUUUAAUAAAGCUAAAGAAUAUGGCGACGAUAAAGUUCAGUUAGCAAUUCAAACAUAUGAACUUGUAGAUAAGCAUAUUCGAAGAUUAGAUUCUGAUCUUGCAAGGUUUGAAGCAGAGAUACAGGAUAAAGCUUUAAAUAAUAGCAGAGCUCAAGAAGAGAGUACUUCUACUAAAAAAGGAAGGAAAAAAUUAAAGGAGAAAGAAAAACGAAAGAAGGGCACAGCAGGAGCUAGUAGCGAAGAUGAAUCUAAAAGUGCUAGGAAAAAACAAAAAAAAGGUGGUUCAGUUGCUUCAGCUUCUUCAGCUGGAGCUGUUGGAAGUGGUGCUCAAGUAGAUUCCACCACACUGGGUCAUCCUGCGGAUGUUUUGGAUAUGCCAGUAGAUCCCAAUGAACCAACUUAUUGUUUGUGUCAUCAAGUAUCGUACGGAGAAAUGAUAGGUUGUGAUAAUCCGGAUUGUCCUAUCGAAUGGUUCCAUUUUGCCUGUGUUGGUUUAACCACUAAGCCAAAAGGAAAAUGGUAUUGUCCUAAAUGUACACAAGAUAGGAAAAAGAAAUGAAUGCCAAAGGAUAAACAAUUGCAUUAAGCAAUUUU